Molecule: messenger RNA, 3134 nt
Organism: Microtus ochrogaster (prairie vole)
Lineage: Eukaryota; Metazoa; Chordata; Mammalia; Rodentia; Cricetidae
Gene: Bbs9
Product: Bardet-Biedl syndrome 9
Exons: 20
Coding region: 1-2472 (823 amino acids)
Biological process (GO): cilium assembly
Cellular component (GO): membrane; BBSome
Source: RefSeq, a predicted model, not a curated record
AUGUUGUCAGGAGUUGUGUCCGGAGCAGCCUGUGACCAGCUGCAGUGGUUCGGGCUCCUCCGGAUCCUGAAACUGAAGCCGUGCUCGGCAGUGGCCGCACUGACUGUUGAGCCAGAAUGUUUGAGAUGUCCUUUUCUUGGAACAUUGGGUAAUGUAGACCAUGGGAACCAGUAUCAGAUAAAGUUAAUGUAUGAGCACCAUCUUCAGAGGACAGCCUGCAAUAUGACGUAUGGACCCUUUGGUGGCAUAAAAGGUCGAGAUUUAAUUUGUAUUCAGUCUAUGGAUGGGAUGCUGAUGGUGUUCGAGCAGGAAAGCUAUGCUUUUGGCAGGUUUCUCCCGGGCUCUCUUCUGCCUGGCCCUCUCGCCUACAGUGCCCGCACAGAUUCCUUCAUCACUGUCUCCUCUUGCAGACAGGUGGAAAGUUACAAGUACCAGGUGCUUGCCUUUGCGACGGAUGCAGACAAGAAGCAGGAGACGGAACAGCAAAAGCUUGGUUCUGGAAAAAGACUAGUUGUGGACUGGACUCUGAACAUCGGAGAGCAAGCUCUUGACAUUUGUAUCAUCCCCUUUAACCAGUCAGCGUCUUCUGUUUUUGUGCUUGGUGAGAGAAACUUCUUCUGCCUGAAGGAUAACGGUCAGAUUCGAUUCAUGAAGAAGCUCGACUGUAGCCCCAGCUGCUUUCUCCCGUAUUGCUCAGUGUCUGAAGGCACAGUAAACACCCUGAUUGGGAACCAUGACCACAUGCUGCAUGUUUACCAGGACGUGACGCUGAAGUGGGCCACACAGCUCCCCCACGUUCCUGUAGCCGUCAGAGUGGGCUGCUUGCAUGACUUGAAGGGAGUGAUAGUGACUCUCAGUGAUGAUGGUCACCUACAGUGUUCAUAUCUGGGGACAGACCCUUCUCUGUUCCAAGCUCCAAAAGUUGAAUCAAGAGAGCUCAACUACGAUGAACUUGAUGUGGAAUUGAAAGAGCUUCAGAGAAUCAUCAAAGAUGUAAAGUCACAAGGUGUUUGGCCCAUGACUGAAGGAGAAGAUGACUUGAAAGUCUCCGCAGCGGUCUCCUCCAGCCUUGAUUCUGUGUCUCAAGCCACUAAUGUUGAAGUUGGAGCCGACUCUGUUCCGUCCAUCACAGUGAAGAUCUCCCUGCAGAACCGAGUGGUGUUGCAGAAGGUGAAGCUGUCCCUCUACGUGCAGCCUCCGCUAGUGUCCACGUGUGAUCAGUUCACCUUCGACUUCGCAGUGCCAGAUAUGACCAGCGUAGUAGCAUUUUCUGUCUACCUGAAGAGAAGUUACUUACCAUCCGAAUUAGAAGGAAAUGUGGUUGUUUCUUAUUCCAAACCAACAGAUCGAAAUCCCGAUGGAAUUCCUCGGGUUAUCCAAUGUAAAUUUAGACUUCCUCUGAAACUCAUUUGCCUGCCAGGUCAGCCUUCAAAAACUGCAAGCCACAAACUCACUAUCGACACCAACAAGCCUCCGGUCAGCCUGCCCGGCCUCUUCCCAGGUGACUUUGCCAAUCAGUCAGACGAUGAUCAGGUGAAUGUAAUGGGUUUUCGUCUCCUAGGCGGCUCUCGAGUUACUCUUCUUGCUUCCAGAACUUCUCAACGAUACCGCAUUCAGAGCGAACAAUUUGAAGACCUUUGGCUCAUAACAAAUGAACUUAUCCUCCGCCUUCAGGAAUAUUUCGAAAAACAGGGAAUCAAAGAUUUUGCAUGUUCUUUUUCUGGAUGUAUACCCCUUCAAGAGUAUUUUGAGUUGAUUGAUCAUCAUUUUGAGCUGCGGAUUAAUGGGGAGAAAUUGGAAGAGCUUUUAUCUGAAAGAGCUGUACAAUUCCGGGCCAUCCAGCGUCGGCUUCUAACAAGAUUCAGAGAUAAGACACCUGCCCCGCUCCAACACCUGGACACCCUGCUGGAUGGGACGUACAAGCAGGUGAUGGCUCUAGCAGAUGCAGUGGAGGAGAACCAGGACAGGCUGCUGCAGUCCUCCGCUGGCCUGAGGAGCGCCACCCAUUUGCUGAUUCUUCUGGUCAGACUGUGGCAGAAGCUGAGUGCCGACCAGACUGCUAUUCUAGAAGCAGCAUUUCUGCCAUUACAGGAAGACACACAGGAACUGGGCUGGGAAGAAACAGUGGAUGCCGCCAUAGCCCACCUGUUGAAAACCUGCCUGUCGAAGAGUUCCAAGGAGCAGGCUUUGAACCUCAACAGCCAACUGAGCAUACCCAAAGACACCAGCCGGCUGAAGAAACACAUCACCUUGCUGUGUGAUAGACUAGCGAAAGGUGGGCGCCUCUGCCUGAGCACGGACGCUGCGGCCCCGCAGGCCAUGGUCAUGCCAGGUGGUUGCACUCCAAUCCCAGAGUCGGACCUCGAUGAAAGAUCGCUAGAAGAGUCUGCAGAGCUGUUUACCAACCACAAGCACCUCAUCGCAGAGACCCCUGUGCCUGAAGUUGCAGCCCUCCAGGGAGUUUUGGAAUAGUCGGAGUCAAGCUAACUAGACGGAAGGAAGAUGGCCUCUCUGAGGCUGACCUUGUAUGGACACUGUGCUCCUACCCUGGUGCUUUGCCAAGCUCACCCCUGGAGGUCACUGCGUGGAGAUGGGGUCGGAGCUUUUGUGUGUGCUAGGAGGGCUUGGACUACCACAGACCGGUCAUCCAAAAGACAAGAUUUGUCUUUUCUUCCCAGGAAAACUGUUGCUGCCUUUAGUCUGGAGUGCUGAUAGACAGAGGGUCUAGCAAAAUGGCAGAAUUUGGGGACAGGCUUUAAAAUGCAGGGAUCCAGAUGGAAAGUAAUUUGAUAGCCCAUUUUUUCACAGAAUUCUUAUGUAGUAAAUGUAUCAAGUUUAAUAAAGCAUCUAAUUGUCAAACAAUAACUUGGACAUAAUUUAUAACAAAGGUUAUGCAUGUGAUUUCUCUGUAUUUUUUUUAGAGACACUGAAAAGUUUGCUACUCCCCAGUAAGAUUUGGGUGUGCCUAUUUAAUAAGGAGAAGAAGCGCUCGGGGCUGUCACUGCAUUUGCUCUAUUGAGCUAGCAUGGAUAGGGUGACUUCCUAGUGGGCCCGAAUGCACUUUAAGGAAGCCGGUACACUAACAUCCUCUUUUAAUCACCCUCUGAGUGAUGCCUUCCACAAAUCCAGGGGAU